Nothoprocta perdicaria is the source of this 1761-nucleotide messenger RNA. It is a transcript of the gene PUF60, whose product is annotated as poly(U) binding splicing factor 60. The transcript has 11 exons. Gene Ontology annotation, cellular component: catalytic step 2 spliceosome; precatalytic spliceosome. Bases 40 to 1635 code for a protein of 531 amino acids. Lineage: Eukaryota; Metazoa; Chordata; Aves; Tinamiformes; Tinamidae. Gene Ontology annotation, molecular function: RNA binding. Gene Ontology annotation, biological process: regulation of alternative mRNA splicing, via spliceosome; alternative mRNA splicing, via spliceosome; mRNA splice site recognition. The record is from RefSeq and is a predicted model, not a curated record.
CGCGAGAGCCGCGCGGCGCCAGCCGACGGGGUGGACAAGAUGGCGGCCACGACGACCAUCUCGCUGGGCACGGAGUCCAUUAAGAUGGAAAAUGGACAAAGCACAGCAGCUAAGCUGGGGCUUCCUCCCCUCACACCUGAACAGCAGGAAGCUCUCCAGAAAGCAAAGAAGUAUGCAAUGGAGCAGAGCAUCAAGAGUGUGCUGGUGAAGCAAACCAUCGCCCACCAGCAGCAGCAGCUCACCAACCUGCAGAUGGCAGCAGUGACAAUGGGCUUUGGAGAUCCUCUCUCACCUUUACAAUCGAUGGCAGCGCAGAGGCAGCGCGCCCUGGCCAUCAUGUGCCGCGUGUACGUGGGCUCCAUUUACUAUGAGCUGGGAGAAGACACCAUUCGCCAGGCCUUUGCCCCCUUCGGACCUAUAAAAAGCAUUGAUAUGUCCUGGGACUCUGUUACGAUGAAGCACAAGGGUUUUGCUUUUGUGGAAUACGAGGUGCCUGAAGCUGCUCAGCUGGCCUUGGAGCAGAUGAACUCCGUCAUGUUGGGGGGCAGGAAUAUAAAGGUUGGAAGACCAAGCAACAUAGGCCAGGCUCAGCCCAUCAUAGACCAGCUGGCRGAGGAGGCGCGGGCCUUUAACCGCAUCUACGUGGCGUCUGUGCACCAGGACCUCUCCGAUGAUGACAUCAAGAGCGUGUUCGAGGCCUUCGGGAAGAUCAAGUCCUGCACGCUCGCGCGGGAUCCUACGACAGGGAAACACAAAGGCUAUGGCUUCAUUGAGUACGAGAAAGCGCAGUCUUCCCAGGACGCCGUCUCUUCCAUGAACCUCUUCGACCUCGGCGGGCAGUACCUGCGGGUCGGCAAGGCCGUCACCCCCCCGAUGCCGCUGCUGACGCCGGCCACCCCGGGCGGGCUGCCCCCGGCUGCAGCUGUGGCUGCCGCGGCAGCCACGGCGAAAAUCACAGCCCAGGAAGCAGUGGCCGGAGCUGCAGUUCUGGGCACRCUGGCGACUCCCGGCCUCGUCUCCCCGGCCCUGACGCUGGCGCAGCCGCUCGGGGCGUUGCCGCAGGCCGUGAUGGCAGCACAGGCACCAGGAGUCAUCACAGGUGUAACCCCCGCUCGACCUCCCAUUCCAGUCACCAUCCCCCAGGUGGGAGUCGUCAACCCUAUCCUGGCCAGCCCCCCCACGCUGGGCCUGGUGGAGGUCAAGAAGGAGAAGGAGGAGGAGGAGGUUUUCCAGGAGUCGGAGAGACCGGAGAUGCUGAGCGAGCAGGAGCACAUGAGCAUCUCGGGCAGCAGCGCACGCCACAUGGUGAUGCAGAAGCUGCUUCGGAAACAGGAGUCAACUGUCAUGGUGCUGCGCAACAUGGUGGAUCCAAAGGACAUUGACGAUGACUUAGAGGGAGAGGUGACAGAGGAGUGCGGCAAGUUUGGGGCUGUGAACAGGGUCAUCAUCUACCAGGAGAAGCAGGGAGAGGAAGAGGAUGCCGAGAUCAUUGUCAAGAUCUUCGUGGAGUUCUCCAUGGCCUCCGAGACUCACAARGCCAUUCAGGCUCUCAACGGGCGCUGGUUCGCGGGAAGAAAGGUGGUGGCAGAAGUGUACGACCAGGAGAGAUUUGACAACAGCGACCUGUCGGCAUGAACUUUUCUUGAAAGAGACUUCUCCCCGGCCCCCUCUGCCUGUCUGUUUUUUUUAGCCAUGUGUAAAGAGCGCCCCGGGGUGGGCGCGGAUCUCUGUCAUGUUCUUUUAGUUUGGAUAAAAGCGCAA